Messenger RNA from Micromonas commoda, 873 nucleotides. RefSeq lists its product with no specific name. The record is from RefSeq and is a predicted model, not a curated record. The coding region runs from base 1 to 873 and encodes 290 amino acids. The transcript has a single exon. Lineage: Eukaryota; Viridiplantae; Chlorophyta; Mamiellophyceae; Mamiellales; Mamiellaceae.
AUGGCGAACGCUCCCGGCUUGCGGGAUCUGUGGCUUUCCCGGCGCCGGAAUCCGGACUGGCAAGCCUGGAUGGACCACGGCGUGUGGAGCGACGCCGACUGUUCGGAGCUGCUCCGGGCGCGACGCGUCCCGACGAGACUUCCCCUCCCCUACUUCACCGCGCCCGAGCAGCUCACCGCGCCCGCGGCGGAGAAGCUCGGCGAGGCCGUCGCCGCCUUCGAGCGGCGCAUGGCGGAGACGCAGGUCGCGCCGUACAUAGCGGACAUGCUCACCGAGAGUAAGAAGACCGAGUACCUCCUCAACACCAAGGAGGGCGAGUUCAGGCUGUACUUGCCGGAGACCCGAGAAGGGGCGGUGAGCGAAAAGACGGGUAAGCCUUACAAGCUCAAGUUCGUUCCCGUCUUCCAGCUCAUCGAACCCGACGCCGGUCACUUCAAGACCCUUCUCGACUUCCACCUGCCCGAGAAGGCGUUCAAGGCGUUCCGCGCGCACGUCUCCCGGUACCCCGGCUGCGACGCAGAGAAAGUCCCCCUCACGGAGGAGGAAAAGCGGGCUAGAGGCGAACGCCGAAAGUACGCGACGGAGACGCGCGUCGCGAUCAGCGCCGAGGGCGUGUACGCGUUCCGCGAAGGCGGCGAGUGGCCGAUUAGCGACGCCAUGCAGCACGCCGUUCGCUUCUUCGACGCGCGAGUCGCGACCGUCGGUAAGCCCAUCGAGACCCGCGGGUAUCCCUGGAGGAAAUAUACCUGUGAAGUGGAUUUCAAGCUCGCGCCCUGGCGCGUCGCGUCCGUGGAGCGCCCGAACUGGAGGUUCAAGGAAGCCGACCCGAACACGGGGGACCCGGAUGACGCGCGGAAGGGGUUUAGGGUUUAG